Molecule: messenger RNA, 1128 nt
Organism: Saccoglossus kowalevskii
Lineage: Eukaryota; Metazoa; Hemichordata; Enteropneusta; Harrimaniidae
Product: GA-binding protein subunit beta-2-like
Biological process (GO): positive regulation of transcription by RNA polymerase II
Cellular component (GO): nucleus
Molecular function (GO): transcription cis-regulatory region binding; protein binding
Source: RefSeq, a predicted model, not a curated record
AUAACAAAUGCACUUCCGGCGGCUGAAAUUUUCUCGACUUUUCAACGCAAUUUCUGUCGUUAUUACCCAAUAUUUUGAAAAUCGGACAGUCCUCAGAUAAUCAUGUCUUUAGUUGACCUUGGCAAGAGGUUGCUGGAAGCUGCUAAGAAUGGCAGAGAUGAAGAAGUGAGAACAUUGAUGGCAAAUGGUGCACCAUUUACAACAGAUUGGCUGGGUACAUCCCCUCUUCACAUGGCAGCUCAAAUGGGUCAUGUGACGACUGCUGAAGUGUUACUUCGGGCAGGAGUUAGUCGUGAUGCAAGAACUAAAGUAGAUAGAACACCACUACACAUGGCAGCACAAGAAGGUCAUGCACAGAUUGUAGAAUUAUUAUUAAAACAUAGUGCUGAUAUUAAUUCAAAAGAUAUGCUUAAAAUGACACCACUUCAUUGGGCAGUUGAAAGAGAACACCUUGAUGUAAUUGAUUUGUUGAUAAGAAAUGGUGCAGAUAUAGGAUAUUUAAAUAAGUUUGACAAGACAGCUUUAGAAAUAGCCAUAGAUAAAGACAAUCAUGAAAUGAUACUAUUACUACAAAAUGCACAGUUUAGUCUUGUUAAUGGAACAUCUCAUUCAACAAUAUCUGAAAAUACUGCCACUGAAACCACAACAACUACAUCAGCUAGUAAUAUACAGACAUUGGUGACAGCGGCAGCUGCCGUCAAAGACAAUCAUUCUGUUAUCAGUAUGUCAACAACUACUGCACAGGAAACAUUAUCAUGGCUUGAAGCACAGACAGUCACUGUGGAUAGUGGACAGGCAGUGUCUGUAGAUGGUGAACAGACAUUAACAUUAACUGAAGCCGGUAAACUUGCAUUGAAUUGGCCUAAAAACCAAGCAUCGACAGCUGAUAAUGGUGGUAGUGGUGACAACAUUGCACAAGUGUCAGAGAAUGUGGAUGUUGAGAAUGCAAUUGAACAGGAAAAUCAGGAGUCUGCUGUGGAGAAAGAACUGCUUGAAAAGCAACUGCAUGAAGUACAGAAACAAGCAGAUACCUACAAACAUCAACUAGCCUUGAAGCAAAUGGAGGCAGACACUUAUAAACAAAAACUUGAAGAAAUAUCAGGACAGCAAGUGCCAUCCGAUCAAUGA